ACAUUAGAGCGUAUAAAUAUGCCGACAAAUUGCGACUAUUAAUCAUUCGACCCAUAGAUUCCAUCGAUAACACAAUUAGCUUUGGAAAUCUAUACUAAAAUGAAACUCUUCAUUGCGUGCAUGUUUAUUGCCGCAGCGACGGCUGCAGUGAUUCCUGUCGAACAAGUCAGGCACCGUCGCGAUGUCUCUGAGAUCGUGAAUGAAUAUAUUCCACCACUUGGGGAAGUUGCGGCCGAUGUUCCCGUCGAGGAUGUCGCCCAAGACCCCACCGCUGUUGGAGAGGAUGGAUACCGUUACAAAACAGUUCGUCGCCUUAAAUACCGUCAACGCCGUGAUGUUUCCGAAAUUGCCAAUGAGUAUCUCCCUCCAUCUGAAGAGGCAGUUACUGAAAUCGCAGUCGAGGAACCCGCCCAGGAUACCGCUGUUCUUGGUGAUGAUGGAUACCAAUACAAGACUGUCCGUCGCCUGAAGUACCGUCAACGUCGUGAUGUUUCCGAAAUCGCCAACGAAUACUUGCCUCCCGCAGAAGAAGUUGCCACCGAGCUCCCCGUUGAGGAAGCUGAGCCUGCUCAGGACUCCGCUGUUCUCGCUGCUGAUGGUUACCAAUACAAGACUGUCCGUCGCCUGAAGUACCGUCAACGUCGUGAUGUUUCCGAAAUCGCCAACGAAUACUUGCCUCCCGCAGAAGAAGUUGCUACCGAGCUCCCAGUUGAGGAAGCUGAGCCUGCUCAGGACUCCGCUGUUCUCGCUGCUGAUGGUUACCAAUACAAGACUGUUCGUCGCCUGAAGUAUCGUCAACGUCGUGCCUUGUAAACACACCAGCUGCUACCUGCCUGUAUACGAUUAGAGCCUUUUACACGCCCCACCAACUCCUCCUACUAGGUCGUAAGUAAGCAUCCUAUUUUGCCAUUGUUUAACGAUUGAAAUCAACAAAAUAAAUCCAAACGAAAAUUGUUAUAAUAUACACA
Messenger RNA from Drosophila navojoa, 968 nucleotides. RefSeq lists its product as uncharacterized. Gene Ontology annotation, biological process: negative regulation of protein sumoylation. The record is from RefSeq and is a predicted model, not a curated record. Gene Ontology annotation, molecular function: calcium ion binding. Lineage: Eukaryota; Metazoa; Arthropoda; Insecta; Diptera; Drosophilidae.